This is a messenger RNA of Cicer arietinum (chickpea), 1822 nucleotides long. RefSeq names its product cytochrome P450 76A1-like. Gene Ontology annotation, molecular function: oxidoreductase activity, acting on paired donors, with incorporation or reduction of molecular oxygen; iron ion binding; heme binding. Lineage: Eukaryota; Viridiplantae; Streptophyta; Magnoliopsida; Fabales; Fabaceae. The record is from RefSeq and is a predicted model, not a curated record.
UGAAUGAAGCAAAUUAUAUAAGAAUGGAAUAUUAUGGGGUUGUGGGUUUGGUAUUAGCCGGUUUGGCAUGGAUGUGGUUGGGAAAUAAAAGAUUGAAAUUUGGUAAUAAGCUUCCACCUGCUCCAACAUGUUGGCCAAUUGUUGGAAACAUUUUGCAGCUAGCAAGGUUGUCAUCAUCACCACCACAUGAAUCAUUUGCAAUACUUGCUCGUAAACACGGUCCAAUCAUGACCCUUUGGUUAGGUUCCAUGUGUACCGUUGUUGUCUCCUCCAGUGAAGUUGCUCGUCAAAUGUUCAAAAACAACGAUGUUGUUCUUGCUGGUAGGAAGGUUUAUGAAGCCAUGAAAGGUAAUUAUGAGAAUGGUAUUAUUGAAGGUUCUCUCAUUACUUCUCAAUACAACUCACACUGGCGCAUGUUGAAACGAUUGGCUACUCAUGAGUUCUUUGUCACUAGUCGCUUAGAUGCUAUGCGAGAUGUGCGUGCAAAAUGCGUAGAUCGAAUGUUGAAUUUGAUCGAACAUGAAUCUGUUAAUUCUGUUGGUGUUGGUGUUGAUGUUGGUAAUUUUCUUUUCACAAUGUCUUUUAACCUCAUUGGGAACCUUAUUUUUUCAAAGGAUUUGUUAGGGCCUGGAAUGGAAAUGGAAAGAGGAGGUAGAUUCCAUUACCAUACUGUUAAGAUAAUGGAGUAUACUGGUAAACCAAAUGUAGCUGAUUAUUUCCCAAUGUUGAGGUGGCUUGAUCCACAAGGUUUAAGGAGAAACACAAAGUUUCAUGUUGAAGAAGCGUUUGAGAUAGCAGGAUGGUUCAUCAAACAAAGAAUGAAAGGUAGCAGUGAUGGAAACACCAAAGACUUUUUGGAUGUGCUGUUGCAGUUUCGCGGAGAUGCUGCCACUGGGCCCUACCACUUUACUUCCAAAACUAUUAACGUCGUUGUCUUGGAAAUGUUCACUGCAGGGACAGACACGACAACAAGCACAAUAGAAUGGGCAAUGGCUGAGCUUCUGCACAGUCCAAGAACGCUAAAGAAAGUGCAAAUGGAACUAAGGAGCAAAAUAGGGAAAAUUGAAGAAAAUGACAUUGAAAAUCUUCCCUACCUCAAAGCAGUUAUCAAGGAGACUUUGAGACUUCACCCACCGCUUCCUUUUUUGGUUCCUCACAAGGCCAUGGACUCUUGCAACAUUCAAGAAUACUACAUUCCCAAAGAGACACAAAUUUUAGUGAAUGUUUGGGCGAUUGGGAGGGACCCCAAAGUGUGGGAUGAUCCCUUAUUGUUCUUGCCAGAAAGGUUUAUGGAGCCAAACAUGGUAGAUUACAAGGGACAGCAUUUUGAGUUUAUACCUUUUGGUUCUGGUCGAAGAAUGUGCCCGGCAAUGCCACUUGUCUCUCGUGUGCUUCCAAUGGCACUAGGCUCCCUUCUCAAAUACUUUGAUUGGAUAUUGCCUGAUGGCAUUAAGCCAGAGGAGAUGGACAUGACAGAGGGAACUGGAAUAACACUGAGAAAAGCCAUUCCUUUGAAAGCCAUACCUGUGCCUUACACAGGAACUCCUGUCCCAGUUGCAGAUGCAGGGAAAUAAAACAUCCAACUGAUAGCUAUAGUGCUUAAAUUAUGGGUUGCUGUUUGAGACUCAUCACCAUGCUUACCUGUUUUUCUGUGUUGGUUUGCUACACCAGUAGUGAAUUAGAGUUAAUUGAUUUCUGUUCAAUUUGUUGUUAGUUAAAAAGAACAUUGCUUCAAUAGUGUUGUAAUGCCAUCCGAACAUCAUAAUUAGUAUAAACUACUGUUACACGUGAAAAAUGUGCCAGCCCACAACAAUUUUAUGUA